This is a messenger RNA of Periophthalmus magnuspinnatus, 2091 nucleotides long. Its product is annotated as zinc finger protein 570-like. The transcript is spliced from 2 exons. The coding region runs from base 81 to 1205 and encodes 374 amino acids. The record is from RefSeq and is a predicted model, not a curated record. Gene Ontology annotation, cellular component: nucleus. NCBI's taxonomy places the organism in Eukaryota, Metazoa, Chordata, Actinopteri, Gobiiformes, Gobiidae.
GCGGUGUCUCUGAUGUAGCAUUGUGAGGCUAAUGAAUGAGCUAACUCUGCAGGCUCCAGAGCAAACCCGUGCCAUCAAACAUGUCGAAAGCCCAGGCGCUACGGGAUCUGGUGAUGGAGCGGCUGGUGCUGGCCGCGGACGAGAUCUUUGCGCUGUUUGAGCGCACAUUUGCGGAAUAUGAGGAGGAGGUUUUGCGCUCCAAACAUCUGCAGCCGCGGAUGGAGCUACACAAAGAAGAUGCCCCGGCUCUAAUCUUGCAUCCCGAAGUGCAGCACAGCCCCGAACAGAUGGAGGAGGAGCAACAAACCGUACAGGUCAAACAAGAGGAAGACCAUUCCUUUGAAUUCUCCGCUGCGUAUUCUGUCAAAUCUGAAGCAAACAUUGGAAUUCUCAUCCCCGAACCAGCUGACGAGGAAGCGGAAUGCCCUACGGAAGAGCAGUGCGCAGUGGAGGAGGAGCCGGGCUGCAGUUUGAAUCUACCACCGGACAAUAACGAGCAAAACUAUGAGACUGAUGACUCUGAGGACUGGCAACCUUCUGAUAAAAAUAAGAAAUCGCCCAAAAGUGUAGGGAUAAAAAAGGACACUAAACGAGGUAGACCUGCCCGGAAUGCCAAUGUGUUGUUGGAUAAAAACACGGCAAGCGAAAGGAAUUGUGAUAGUGUAGCAAAUGGGGGUAAAAAGAAAGGGAAACAGCCAAAAUGUUCAGUUUGUGGGAAGACGUUUCAAAGCGAGGGUCAUUUUAAGAAGCACUGGUUAGCUCACUGCGGUCAGAGGCCUUUCAAAUGUCAAGUCUGUGACAAGGCAUUCAGAAACAAGGCGAAUUAUAGAAAACAUAUGAUCAUACACGAAGAUGACAAGCCUUUUAUCUGUCCAGCUUGCAACAGAGGGUUUAGUCAGAAAUGCCACUUACAGGCACACAUGAGAAUCCACACAGGAGAGAAACCAUUCAGCUGUCCAGACUGUGGCGUUAGAUUCAGGUAUCAGCGUAACAUUUAUCGGCACAUCACCGCGGUGCAUAAGGGGGAAAAACCUUUCAGCUGUCCAUUCUGUGACAAGGCGUUUUCGCAGAAGAGUCCUUUUAUCGUUCACAUGAGGACGCACACGGGAGAGAAACCGUUCAGCUGUUCAGUGUGUAAGAAAGGCUUUAUUGAUAAUUGUCACCUUAAAAAGCAUGCCAAGACUCAUGAAGUGCAGAAUAGGUGAAGACUGAAGUAGCUGGACCACAAGGAAAAACAUUUUAUUUACAAAUAUUUCAACAUAUCCAAUUUUGAGUUUAUUUUUUAAAACAAUAAUAGUUAUCCUAGAACAACAUUGCAUGUUUUACAAUCUUAAAAAUAAAAGUUGACCAUUAGUUGAAACUGGGUUAAAUCCAACAGGUGGCAGUAAUAAAAACGGUGAAAAAUGCCCCUAAACGUUUUUUAUGGAAGUGUUUUUAUUACAAAAUUAGAAAUCGCUGUAGGAACAGAAAACCUUUUUGGGAAUAACUUUUUGAAUAUACCAUUAAAGCCAUAGUAUGUAACUUUUGUGCCAAAAAAUAGACUAAAAUAAAAGCAUGUUUUUUUUUUCAUUAUGGAUGUUUUUAUUACACCGAAAAACAUAGAGAAACAUGUGUUUCUGUGAGCAGGCUUGCAUCUCCACAAACCUGACUCUUAUUUGGCCUGGAGGUGGGUCUUUGCUUGUUUCUAUGGAAAUGUUGUUCCUUUGGCUAUAAUGACAGAGAUGGAGAAAUUCUUCGAUGUUCUGAGUUUGGUUUUAAUUUACUAUCUCCGUGGAAUCAUGCAGUCGCCUUUCUACCUCCAGAAAGUUACAUACUAUCAAUUUAAUAGCAGAGUGGAUGAGGGCAGUUUUGAUUGGUCAGUGCUUCUUGCGCAUAAAUAUUUCUUUCCAAACCUUAUGUGAAUAUCUCUUGUAUUUAUCACUGUUGUUAGCGUCUAUGUUACUACUGUAGUUGUGAUAAAACGUUGUCUUUAUUGUAGGUGUAAAUACUAGUACACAGACUAAUACAUGAUACAACUGUAUAGAGCUUAAGUUGUGUUUCUCUACAUCCAAAUUACACUUUCUGUUUAAACUAAAUAAACAUUUAUGUGUC